AACAAGAUAGCCUGUUAGUCGUUUCCUGACACUACAAGGGGGUGGUGCUGUAGCCUCGCGCACCCUCCUGUGAAUUUGUAAAAUUACUGGCCACAGACUUUUCAAAUAAGCUGAAGGAGCUGCGAGUUAACAGUUAUGUGAAUAGUGAUGUGCUGGGAACAGAUGUGAACAGAGAUGUGCUGGGAACAGAUGUGAACAAAGAUGUGCUGGGAACAGAUGUGAACAGAGAUGUGCUGGGAACAGAUGUCAACAGUGAUGUGCUGGGAACAGAUGUCAACAGUGCUGACGUAGAGUCUGCCCUAAACAGCUGUGGCAGAGACUGGGAUAUUCACGUUCUCUUCUACCUUCGUCUGAGGUGAGCGAAGAUGUCGUCCUCUACAGGGCCAUCUGGGGACAACCGACUAAACUACGCCAGGAAGGUGAGGUUCGUCAUGACCAUAGGUCAGCACAUCAUCUACAAAGUCUACCUCUGGCUGUACCAGGGCGGCGCCACCCCCUUAUUCCAGUAUCUGGAGACUCAAACUAAGAAAUUGACUGGCUUUGAAGGCCUCGAAAUUGAAGCCAUAAAAAAUGGACAUAUUCAAAGCAUGGACAUUAAGCUGCUCUAUAAGGUGGUACAGAGGACUUGUGGACUGGCCUCGAAAGACGAAGCCUGGUACAAAAAGGCAAUAUCGGCAAAGGACAUGAGUCUGGAACAAUCAUUAUACAAGCUCAAAAGUGAACGCAAUAACCUAUCACACCCAGGUAGCCCCGAAACGUUUAUCAAAGUGUCUGAUAGCAAGCUGAACGCCUAUAUGACGGAGUUGAGGGCUCUCUACACUAGGAUACUCGAACUGGCCGGCAAAAAAGGAAGUGUGAAACAGAGGGAUGUGGACACAGCAGUAAAGACAAUCGAGAAAGAACUUGAGGAUGAACGACACUCGGAGUCUGGUAUCAACGACAGCCAGUUUCUGGACUUAAGUCUACAGGAUCUGGAGAAAUAUGCGCAUAGUUUCAAAUCCGUUGCGUCCGAAUACGUGGAGGUGCGCCUCGCAUUGGAGAUCCAGAAGAAUCAUAACCCUUCAGAGAUCCCUCUCAAGGAUCUGCUAGGCCAAAUUUGUAAAGAUGGCUCCAAGCCUAAGGUGAUAAUUGUGGCGGGAGAAACCGGUGCGGGCAAGACUUCACUCUGCCAGUAUGUGAUGACCUCGUGGCUGUCUUCGACGACGACGUUGGUGAACCUGGACCAGUACCAGCUGGUCAUCACCUUCCACUGCGGCAGUGUCAACACCCGCGACCUCAACUACCUCCUCUCCUCCAAGAUUUUGCCCUUAGCCACACUUGCCUGUGAUUCCGGCGCCCUGACGCGGAUCAUGACGAGGCUGACGGUGCUCUGGUUAGUGGACGGAUGGGACGAGGCGACGCAGGAAGCAAGAGCUCUCCUGGAGGAGCUCUUCAACAAGUUAUCUCUUAGAGAUAACCAGCAGCCGCUACACACUGUUCUCAUAACCUCCAGACCGGAGCUUAGUGCAGGGCUCACAGCCGACGUCGUCCGCACCGACAGGCUUCUGAGAGCCUCACUGCUUGGUCUUGAUAGUGGUGAGAAAGAAGAGUUCCUGAAGAGAAAGGAAUCUGAACUCGACAGCAAGGGAAGUAAGAGAUCAAUUUCCACCUUCAUAGAACACAUGGCAAGUUUAAGAGGACUAGUUCUUGUAGAGUUGAAGAACCCUCUGAAGCUCCUGCUGAUGGCCAGACUGUGGUGCGAAAACACUGAGUUUCAACCUGAAAGUUCCCUAAUUAAGCUGUAUAUGAAUAUUAAGGAUACACUAAUUAAACAGCUUGUUGAUAAACUUCGAGCAACAGCAGCGCCGGCUGAUCACGAUGCACAAGAGUUAAUUGAAAAAUGGUUCAGGUGUUUCUGUAAGGUGGCCUUCAACUCUGUGAAAGAUGCUCCUGUUUUGAGACUUGACCCUCGAGAUCUGAAGCAAUUAAAGGAAGAAUGCCGUGACGUGAGAGAAUCUCCCUGUCUCUCCACUUUCCUUACACAUCAUCCGGGUUCUAAAGGCAAAGGUUAUUACAAGUAUCUACACUAUUCUGAGCAGUGUUUCUACGCGGCUCUUCACGUGACCUCCACGUGUUCACAAGCCCAGGAUCCCCAGGCUGAAAUGAACGACAUUUUUGACGCACACAUCCGGGAGUCUGAUAGAUAUAUUAACCAAUAUCUUGGCAUCUUCGAUAUAUUCAACGAUUUUCUAAUCUUGUUUAUGAUAAUUGUAUCUAAACUGAGCUUUGGAUGGAUCUUUUCUUGUAUGAAAAGUAAGGAAUUAUACAAGAAACUUCUACAAGUGAUUCGAAAACUUAUUAACUUAGUUUCCGGAAGGUACUCGACUCAGAACACCGCCCAUGACGACUCGAAUAUUAACAAGUAUCACGCAGUAUUGCUGCAGUUGUUGGAGAUGCGCGCUCUUAAAUACUUCACAGCAAAUAUUCCGGCCGCGUGUCUAGGUAACUUGCUGUUUCUGUCGCUGAAUGAAGAAGGGGACCCGAUUAAAUGGUUCCAAGUCUUACAUAGUUGCCAUUACGAAGAAGAUCUGGUAAGGGAGGUGGCUCGCAGAGUCGACAUGAAUUUAUGGAAUGUUACGGAUGGGGAUCUGAAGGCUGCGUGGGCUCUCUUGCGUCUUGUGACUCCCAAGGAAUUAGUCCUCAACAUCAUGGGAGACCCGAAGGAGCUACUUGAUCUUCCUGUACUUCUCUUAUUAGUUGCCGAGAGGAGAGUAAAGGUGCGCCUUUUUAUCCGCUGGCAUUACGGAAGCUGUGGCUUGAAAGAUUCAUCUGACGAGUACUUAAGUCUCCUGUGCGACGGUACAACCAAGUGCUCGAUGGUGUCUUUUAUGGGGCACCUGAGCAGCUCCAGCAUCUCAAGCCUGACGCACGCCUCCUGGAUGAAACAUUUGUCUCUCAGAGUCACAGAUGAUCACACGGUUGAUGCUCUGUGCUCCGUCACACACAAGCUGAGACGCUUACAAGCCCUAGACUUAGUGUAUGACCUCCGCAAAUAUACCACCCCUUGCUCUUCUUUAGACGGGUCGUUCGGCAUUUUGAAGUUCAUAGACAGUGCCCUAGGCGGGUUAACGCUUCAAGGCAGCACAUCCCUGAAUGUCUCGCUUACUCUGCCUCACCUGCCGGGUUCUCUGGUGACACGAGCAGUGGAUUUUAUCUCUGGCCUCAGUUCACGUUACAGGAUCCUGAGCGUCAGUCGCCUGGACCACAAGGAAGUGAAGAAACUCCUCGUCGGGUUGGAAAACAAGCACGUAUGUGUUGCUAACCUCAUCAAACCUGUCUUCUUCAAGCAAAUAGAUAGUUACAUCCCAGUGUCGAUCUGUUCACUUCCUCUACAGGUUCCUUUGAAAGAUGUGGUCCAGACGUGGCACGACAUAGACAAAAAUCCUCCCGACAUACUCAUGAGGAUUAACAUGAGUUAAGAAGUCGGAAAUUUUGUGAAGCACGCGUGUGUCUACCACUGGGACCUCACGACCGUAGCUCUCAUCCUGUAACUGCACUCAGGUAAUUAUACUGUGAAUUGUUUUUGGUGUUGUUCUGCAACUGCUUAGAGAUACAAGCCAAUCACAAGACAUGUUUCAGUGAACAGAAACCUAGCAGUGAAAGUUGUGACUCGAGACAACACGUGAGACACUUGUGUCUUGCUCGAUACAAUCCCUUCUGUAAACUGUUGUAUUCAAUGAUUGUAUUUAUAUUUUAAUAUAUAAAACUGAUUCAUCACU
Molecule: messenger RNA, 3758 nt
Organism: Procambarus clarkii (red swamp crayfish)
Lineage: Eukaryota; Metazoa; Arthropoda; Malacostraca; Decapoda; Cambaridae
Source: RefSeq, a predicted model, not a curated record